AUGGUAGAAUACACGCAAAUGAUUAUUUUUCUUGUUAUAUUUGUUGCUGUACCACUGCAAUUUCUUCUGUCACCAUCGGCAUCUGAUGUAAGAUAUCAUCUACAUAACUUAAAAAUUUCACUGUCUCAUUUCUUGGGAUUAUUUUCUCGUAAAGAAGAAACAUUGGACGAAUCUGUUAGUAUUUCAGAAAAUGAGGAGGAUACGAAAUAUUUUGCUAAAAUUUUGAAAUCUUUUUUGCAUUCAUUAAAUUCUAUAGCAUUUUCUACUGUAGCUUCUCUGGAGCCGCGAGAUCCUCGACCGCCGUUUGUGAAGUAUCGUAUUGGGGAUGUAAUUCGACAUAAAAUUCACGGUUACAGGGGUGUUAUAAUUGGUUGGGAUGAAAAAGCAACAGCGCCUCAAAGUUGGCUUGACAGAACUCAUAAAGGGCGAAAAGAUUGGUCAGAAAUGCCUAAUUAUUCAGUACUGAUUGAUACAAGAGAUAGACUUGUUCCUCAGUUAGCUUAUAUUGUUCAAGAUAAUAUUGAACUUGGAGAAGGAUCGAUAUUUCAUCCAUUAAUCAAGCAUUUUUUUGAAUCAUUCGAUGGGAAACAUUAUAUUCCACGGCCGUGGCGCAAGAAAGUUUAUCCAAAUGAUUAA
Messenger RNA from Thelazia callipaeda (thelaziosis nematode), 636 nucleotides. The record is from the annotation of a GenBank genome assembly. NCBI's taxonomy places the organism in Eukaryota, Metazoa, Nematoda, Chromadorea, Rhabditida, Thelaziidae.